Molecule: messenger RNA, 528 nt
Organism: Sarcophilus harrisii (Tasmanian devil)
Lineage: Eukaryota; Metazoa; Chordata; Mammalia; Dasyuromorphia; Dasyuridae
Product: histone H2A type 1
Exons: 1
Coding region: 77-469 (130 amino acids)
Cellular component (GO): nucleosome
Molecular function (GO): DNA binding; structural constituent of chromatin; protein heterodimerization activity
Source: RefSeq, a predicted model, not a curated record
CACUGACACUCUUCCCGGCUAGGCAGUUUCUUAGCUUUUUUCUUAUCUCUUUCCUGUCGUCUUAUUUUAAUUUAAGAUGUCUGGACGCGGCAAACAGGGAGGAAAAGCUCGCGCUAAAGCUAAGUCCAGAUCCUCUAGAGCAGGCCUCCAGUUUCCAGUAGGUCGAGUACAUCGUUUGCUCCGUAAAGGUAAUUAUGCCGAAAGGGUCGGGGCUGGUGCACCAGUCUAUUUGGCUGCUGUUCUGGAAUAUCUGACAGCCGAAAUCUUGGAGCUGGCGGGUAAUGCUGCUCGGGACAACAAGAAAACUCGUAUAAUUCCCCGCCACCUUCAAUUGGCUAUCCGUAAUGACGAAGAGCUCAACAAGUUGUUGGGCAAAGUAACCAUUGCUCAGGGCGGUGUUUUGCCCAACAUUCAGGCUGUACUUUUGCCAAAGAAAACAGAGAGUCAUCAUAAAAUCAAGAGCAAGUAAAGGCUUGGGGGCCCGGAAGAAAUUUUCAAAACCAAAGGCUCUUUUAAGAGCCACUUCAC